This is a messenger RNA of Komagataella phaffii GS115, 555 nucleotides long. RefSeq names its product Cytoplasmic ankyrin-repeat containing protein of unknown function. The coding region runs from base 1 to 555 and encodes 184 amino acids. Lineage: Eukaryota; Fungi; Ascomycota; Pichiomycetes; Pichiales; Pichiaceae. The record is from RefSeq and is a predicted model, not a curated record. Gene Ontology annotation, molecular function: protein binding. The transcript has a single exon.
AUGAUCACUCAACUUACUCAAGAAGAAGUCGAUAUUCUCAUUGACGAGGCAAGAUAUGGUGAGCUAGACUCGUUGAAAGAAAUUUUUCAGCAAAUAGAUCCCAAAGUUCUCCUUUCUAUACACAACGACAUCACAUUGACCACACCUUUCCAUAUGGCAGCAGCUAAUGGCCACACAAAGGUUCUUGACUAUUUGCUAAGCCUGAUCCCCAAAGAGGAAGUUAAAACCGUUAUCAACAAGCAAAAUGAAAGUGGCAGCACAGCUUUACAUUGGUCUGCCUUGAAUGGACAUUUGGAGGUAGUAAAGCUUUUGUGUGAAAAGUAUGAUGCUGAUCCCUUUAUCAAGAAUAGUGCCGGUCAUGAUGCCAUUUACGAAGCUGAAAUGAACAACAAAGAAGAUGUAGAAACUUACUUUCUAGAGAAGUACUCUGUUGAGCCAGAGAAUAAUCACGAUGACGACACUGUUGAGUUCAAUGAGGGCACAGAGAUCCAAAAUGCAACAAAGGAUGCUGUAGACAGUCUUUCCAAGGACGCAGAAAAGGUCAGUAUUAAUUAG